Messenger RNA from Argentina anserina (silverweed cinquefoil), 977 nucleotides. RefSeq lists its product as uncharacterized. Lineage: Eukaryota; Viridiplantae; Streptophyta; Magnoliopsida; Rosales; Rosaceae. The record is from RefSeq and is a predicted model, not a curated record. The transcript has a single exon. Bases 321 to 779 code for a protein of 152 amino acids.
AUAUAAGAACUGUCCCUGUGGGUUGGUUCGGUAUUUGAUUUUUCUUAGCUCAAUCCGGAAGUGUCUGAAACCAACACGCCAAGACCAUGUGAAAAUUGUAAGCACGCAAAACAAAUGGCAUGCACCAACGACAAUAAUAAUGUCCAUUCGGUGAACUACCCUUAUAAGAGAAACCAAUUGUCUCAACCCCCCAGCCAACCACUUUAACACCCCUUCAUUGAAUCCCUUGGCCCUUAUAAGCUCUUUACCAUUAUAUUUAGUCUCCUCCAUCCUCUCAAUCUGGAAAUCAAGACCCAAUUUGCUUAGACCUGACAACAGAAAUGGCUCUAGUUGUGGAAGACAGGCGUGCAGGUGCUGAGAUUGUGCAUGGAGCUGAAGAGUGUUACCAACAGUCCAUUGAUCUCUUGGAAGAGCUGGGAUUUCCUAAAGGGGUUCUUCCCCUGCAAGACCUGGUGGAGUGUGGUAGGGUGAAGGAGACUGGGUUUGUGUGGAUGAAGCAGAAGGCGCCAUACGAGCACUUCUUUACUGGGUCCAACACGCGUGUGAGCUACGCGACGGAGGUGACUGCGUAUGUGGAGAAAGGCAGGAUGAAGAAGAUGACUGGGAUCAAGAGCAAGCAGGUAUUUCUUUGGGUGCCGAUCACUGAGAUGAUCAUGGAAGAGCCAUCAACCAAGAAGAUCACUUUCAAGACUCCGAUGGGGAUCGGGAAGACUUUUCCGGUCACUGCUUUCAUGACUGAGGAGGAGAAGCAGAAGUUUCUGGAGAAUGGUAACGAGUGAAGUAAACUUGGAAUAUCUAGUAUGUAAACGGUGGUUAAUUUCGACUAUGAUAACCUCCGGACAUGAUUGGUGAUUCUGUCUGGACAAAUCAAAAUCGGCAGUCUUUGCAGACAUAAUGUGCUGGUGAUUCAUACUUGUAAUUUCAUUUUCUGAUUCUAUGAAUGUUAUUUUCGAGUUAAUGAUAUGAAAUGAUUGUAG